Cucurbita moschata (crookneck pumpkin) is the source of this 3048-nucleotide messenger RNA. RefSeq names its product protein DETOXIFICATION 43. Bases 1222 to 3033 code for a protein of 603 amino acids. The record is from RefSeq and is a predicted model, not a curated record. The transcript is spliced from 12 exons. Gene Ontology annotation, molecular function: xenobiotic transmembrane transporter activity; antiporter activity; citrate transmembrane transporter activity. Gene Ontology annotation, biological process: transmembrane transport. Gene Ontology annotation, cellular component: membrane. Lineage: Eukaryota; Viridiplantae; Streptophyta; Magnoliopsida; Cucurbitales; Cucurbitaceae.
CUAAAUUAACCAACGUAAGACUUACUCCCAAUAAUCCUCAACAAUAACGCUAUGGAAUAGAGAAAGUUCUUACUGUUCUAAUAAAAUGAUAUCUAGGACAUAACUUCCCAUGUGGACGAAGGUUUGCAGAUGAAAUUAAAUAGCAAGUAAUCUUUCAACUACAAUGAAACAGUAAAAUAACAAAGACUUUAAAAGUAAAAUAUCUCAAGCUACAGAUGUCCAGGCUUGCACAAAUACUGACUUAUAUGGAUGAAUCACAUAUCCAGAUUUAAUCUUUGGAUUAUUAAGGAAGCAGUAUUGAAGAUUGGAAUGAAUUAUGAAAAUAACUUUCUCGAUACUUAUAGCUAAGUUACCACAUAUCUAGCCUCAGUUUUUUCUCUCUCAUUAAUCCAGUGUCAUAUACCCACUUAACCCAGAAAAAGUGGGUCACUAUAAGAACAAAAAGAAAAAUAUAAGUUCAUUCAUAUAUAUACAUGUAACAGGCGUGGGGUGUUGGAAAUCCCAUGCAGUCGCACAUUUAUCAAAAGAAUACAAAAUAAUAUUAAAUAAAAACUAGACAGCUACCUACUCAUUAAAGUCACUUCAAUCUUUUAUGCACUUGUAGAGUGAGAGAGAUUUAUGCUCAAAAUUUUCUCACACAUGUAAGAGGAGCAAACUAAAAGGCAUUAUCCAUUCCAGACAACUAUCUCAUUUUACUACAUUUGUUUGCCAAGGAAACACGUUGGAUACUAAAUUUUAGGUACGUGGCCAUCCUAAGUUAACUCAUUUUCUUUUGAGUUAGGCAUAAUUGGUAUCAUAUACAUUAAAUAUAACACAAAUAGACCCCUAGAAAAUGAAUCACAAACAAAAAAACAAAAAAAAAUGCAUGAAUUUAGUGUGCACUAAAGCACUUUAGUUUACGCUUUUGUUCAAUUGCAGUGGUGGAAUAUCCACCACACAGUCAAAGAAAACCAUUUAAUUCACAAAAGCCAUUCUCUCUUUAAAGGUGGUAUAAAAGGAAGGGGUGGCUGAGUUUGUUUUGGUGUCCGAAACAAAGCAAGUUGGUAAGGAAGGAAGAGCACAAGGAUCAGCUGAAAUAUCUUUGCUAAGUCAGAGGACUCUAAACGAAGCUUUCAGAUCUUCUAUUCUGGGAUCGGAAUUCAACAGCCUCAGUUCAGUACUACAAUACUGCAGAAUCAGAACCAGAACCUUAGUCUGACCACACGAGGGAUCAAGCCGAAGAUGCCUGUUAAUGUUUUCUUCAAAGACGCAAGACGUGUUUUCAAGUUUGACACAAUUGGUCGAGAGAUCCUGGAAAUUGCACUGCCUGCUGCUCUAGCUGUUGCAGCUGAUCCUGUAGCUUCUCUUAUUGACACUGCUUUCGUCGGCCAUCUUGGACCAGUGGAACUUGCUGCAGUUGGAGUAUCAAUUGCUAUAUUCAAUCAAGCUUCAAGGAUUACCAUAUUUCCACUUGUAAGUAUUACAACUUCUUUUGUCGCUGAGGAAGAUGCCAUUAGCCAGGCUGCCACCAAAGCAGCAAAAGGUGACAAAGGGAAGUGCUUGGCUGAUGAUCAUUCAGUGAAAGUGAAUGUGCCAGAAGAGCAUGAGCGCGAGGACAGUGAAAAACUUGCAGCAAAACAAGACUCUGUCAACAUGAAUCACGAGCCAACAAAGAAUAUUGUCUCCAUUGAACAAGGUGCAGGAAAAGAAAACAAAGAGAGCUCUUCAACAAAAGAGGGAACAGAAGAAACAGGUCCAGAUAAUAAUGGUGCUCUUCAAGAUUUGGGAAAAGAAUCGGGUGCCAACGUAAUCAAGUCUACCGCUGCUAAGUCCAAAAAGAAAGAAAAGAAGCAAAUUGCAUCAGCAUCAACAGCUCUGAUAUUUGGCUCAAUUCUAGGUCUCAUGCAAGCCAUAUUCCUUGUUUUCGGAGCCAAAUCUUUACUGAAUCUAAUGGGUGUAAAAGAUAAUUCGCCCAUGUUAGCCCCUGCUCACAAGUACUUAACAUUAAGAUCAAUUGGUGCUCCUGCUGUUCUUCUGUCAUUGGCCAUGCAAGGGAUCUUUAGAGGGUUCAAGGAUACGAGAACUCCCCUUUACGUUAUUGUUUUGGGAUAUACUGUAAACAUCAUAUUGGAUCCUAUUCUCAUCUUUGUGUGCCGUUGGGGGGUCAAAGGUGCAGCUGCUGCUCAUGUUCUUUCUCAGUACUUUAUUGUGUUGGUUCUCUUCUGGAGACUGGUGCAAAAGGUCAAUCUCAUGCCUCCAAGUCUUAAAGAUUUGCAAUUUGGCCGAUUUCUUAAAAAUGGAGGGCUCUUGCUGGCAAGAGUUAUAGCAGUCACCUUCUGUGUGACUCUAGCAGCAGCACUGGCUGCAAGGCUGGGUCCAAUUCCUAUGGCUGCAUUCCAAACUUGCUUGCAAGUCUGGAUGACAUCUUCUUUAUUGUCUGAUGGUUUAGCAGUAGCAGGACAGGCAAUUCUAGCCAGUGCAUUUGCAGAGAAAAACUAUGAAAAGGCAACAGCAACAGCUACCAGAGUAUUGCAGAUGAGCUUUAUUCUAGGUGUUGGACUCGCUAUUUUCGUCGGAAUCGGAACAUUCUUCGGAGCAGGAAUCUUUUCAAAAGACAUUCAUGUGCAACACCUUAUACAUCUAGGAAUUCCGUUCAUCGCAGCUACACAGCCGAUAAACUCACUGGCGUUUGUCUUCGACGGAGUGAACUUUGGAGCUUCAGAUUUUGCGUACUCCGCAUACUCAUUGGUAAGUUCUUCAGGAUCAUCCUCCACCUGCUUGCGAAAACUCCUCGAUCUUUACUCAGUUUGCUCAUCAUAUGCUUCAGGUUCUGGUGUCUAUUGUGAGCGUUGUAUCUCUGUUUCUUCUCUCCAAGAGCAAUGGCUUCAUCGGGAUCUGGUCUGCUUUAACCAUCUACAUGUUUCUGCGUACGUUUGUGGGCAUUUGGAGGAUGGGCACAGGAACGGGACCGUGGCGUUACCUGAGGACCCAAAGGCUUCCCUAAGGACAUACUCCAUACAUUUUCGAGUUUCAUAUCAAACUCUUAUAUUAUAAGCUAUUAGUUUGUCA